Tribolium madens (black flour beetle) is the source of this 3028-nucleotide messenger RNA. RefSeq lists its product as uncharacterized. The transcript has 13 exons. Lineage: Eukaryota; Metazoa; Arthropoda; Insecta; Coleoptera; Tenebrionidae. The record is from RefSeq and is a predicted model, not a curated record. Bases 100 to 2595 code for a protein of 831 amino acids.
GUCGUCGCGUCGAUGAAAAUGCAGGAAAGUGCCUAAAGCUCCGUGUUUGCAGAUAUCCCCAUCGCAUGGAGCACGACUCAGUGGAAGUAUGGCCGCGACAUGGGCGAUCUAGCGGAAGCCGUUGAAGACUUGAUCUGCACGUUCGACCCGACUGGAGACACCACUAUGGAUACYCUCGCCAUGUUUGUCUUCGGCUGGAUCCUGGCCGCCCUCUUCGUGUUGUGGUUGGGGAAGAUCGUCUACGCGAGGUUCACAGCGAGAGCAUCGAACGAAACGAAAACGAAAAUCGAGCCGGUGGCGGUGGACACCGUCGACGCCAAAGCGGCGAAGAAGACGGCCGUCGCCCCCGUGAAAAGCGCGCCGAGCGGGAAAGGGGGCUACGUGCCGCCCACACCGCCGGUGAGGAAGAGGCUCACGAGGCAGAGUCCCACGCCGGAAGUCAGAAAAGUCAAGUAUGUGCCGGCACCUCAAUGCACGGGACCGGACAAUGUUUGUGUGUUGUGGGUUAAUGACGUGCUACAGUGGUUGUACAACGACUUGGUCAUCGUUAAUGAACUCUUGGCGGUGUGGCUACAAGCGAUGAAUGAGUUCACCAAGAAGUCGGCGGCGGAGCAAGGAGUUGGUGUGGAAUUCGUCCGUAUCCUCCCCGAGACGAAUCCUCCCCUCCUGUCAAAUAUAUUUGCCGAGAACGAUUCAAAAGAUGACGUGACAAUCACAUGUGACUGUGAAGCCACACCCGCAUUACAAUUAAAAAGCUUCCGCCAAAAAGGUGACAAAGUCGAAACAUCACAUUACAGAGUUAAUAUUAAUCGCUUUAGGGCAAGGUUAAACAUCUUUUGCAUAUCUGAAAAAUUGCAAGCCGAUGUUAAGUGCGACGGUUGGCCCGAAAUUAAAGUGGCACUUGCGCCCGUCGGCAACAUCAAAAACAACUUGGAUGAAACUCAACUCCAGGAAGUUAUCAAUGAGAUGAUUAUCAACGCUUUGAGAAACACAGAAGUGCACCUCAACCUCGCCCAGUACCCCACUUGCCCCAGACUCAUCAGGCAUGUCAACACAGCCCCCGGACACAUCCUACCCGUCCACUAUGACAGUAUGUCGAAUGCGUACACCUCGACGCCGAACCACCAGCCCUUCCAAGUCCCGGGUGAGAAACGCCUCCUUGUCAAGGUCGUCCGCGCCGCCCAAUUGGGGGCUUCCAGUGGUUGCACGGAGCCCUACUGCGUAGUAGAAAUCGACGAGCCCCCUCAGAAGAACCAAACUUCGGUCAAAAAAACCACAGACUCGCCGUAUUGGGACGAACAAUUCCUAUUCGAUUUGUCCCAAAAUACAGCUGAAGUUUUGUUUGAAAUUUACGACCAUGCGGUCAAACCGAACAAGUUCCUCGGUCUGGCCAUCGUUGGAGUGGACGAACUCAUCGCGAAUCCGUCCCAAAGACAGAUCAUUUCGCUCCAGGGGGCCCCGUAUGAGAGUGACCCGGUUUCGGGGACGCUCACCGUCGAGUUUUUGUUCAUCGAGGGGGCUGACAUACCCAAUAUCGGGGGUGGGCAACCAUACAAAAUCAAGGAGACGAUCAAACAACCCCUGACGCCCACUAAUAGUGCAAGAAUGGCAAAUACGACGUUCCAGAAUGAACAUCUGACCAAUGGGAAUCAUUAUAAUGACAGAGAGUUAGAUAGUAGGCAGAAUUUAAGUCAGAAUAAAAACACUUUGGUGAUACACAGUGUACAAAGGCAACCGUCUCAAAGGCUCGUGAAGGUUGCAUUGACUGACGGCACUUGGAAAGAGAUUGAACGAGUCGAAAAGACCGARGAAAACCAYGAAGAGAGUGAAAAUCUAAACGGCAGCGUUAGCAACGAACUAAACGGCACUAACGAAAGUAAAGAUAAAGAUGCUUCAGAGGCUGAAACAUCCAAGGCCGGUGAUUUCUCCGCCACUGGAACCCUCCAAUCGCAAACGUCCUCAGACAUAGAAAACCGAGGGCGUCCGAGGAAACGUCGCGACUUUUUCGGAACAAUCAAGCGCCGAUUGGGGAAAUCCCGAUCGAAGUCGGUCGGACCCGAGAACGAUAAUGGCCGAGAUGACUCGAUGAAUCGAUCGGUUUCUGCCGACAGGAGCCGAAACGACGAAAGCUAUCGGCUGAACGUCCCUGGUCAGAAAUCCAUGGAUGAGACCUCGCGUCGGUCGAGUCUUUCCGAGGCCUCGGGGCUUAGUAGCGCCUCCACUAGGACUUAUAUAAACGAGGCGAGUACUUUAGUACUCGAGACUCUCGAAAACGGGGUCAAAAAACACUAUUUGGUCCCGUUAUCGCUCGCACAAAAGUCCAAAUGGAGGAAAAAAGGAGUCAAACUGCACAUUUUCAACGACCAUACGUUUAUUGCCAGACACUUAACUGGUGGCACUGUAUGUCAGGUGUGUGGGAAGAGCAUAGCCCGAAGGAUCGGGAAACAAGGCUACGAAUGUCGCGAUUGUUUGUUGAAAUGUCACAAGCACUGCCAUGUCAAGGUCAACGACAACUGUCCCACAUCCACCAUUCACAAUAUUGAAUUGUCUUACAUCACGAAUCCAUACACCGAUAAGAACAUCCGAAUGCUUUAAUCUCUGGUUACCGUUAAUUUCAUUUUAAACGGGUAGUUUAGUCUCUAAUCUUAAGCAAAACUAUAGCACAACUUAAGCUGUACAUUAAAUCACAUACACAUUGUUUUAUAUUUUUGUUUUAACUAUUUGGUUAUAUAUUUUUUUAAAUUUUAAGAAAGCUACGUUUUAUUUUUAAUUUAUUUUGUUAAUGUUUGUUUACUUGUAAAGAUCUGUUGGACAUUUUAUUGCAAAUGUUAUACUAAUUCUUGUAUGCUGAUACGAAAUUAUAAAUGUUUCUGUAAGUGCCUGUAAAACUCUUUGUAUUUCUAUUUAAUACAUAUAAUAUGCUGUUUAAAGAAGAAGAGUGUUUCGUUAAGCCUGAGGUGUAAGUAUUCAAUAUUUAUAUUUUCUUUUGUUAAAUGCAUAAAUGGAAAAUAAAUACGUUUUAACUACA